Molecule: messenger RNA, 285 nt
Organism: Adineta steineri
Lineage: Eukaryota; Metazoa; Rotifera; Eurotatoria; Adinetida; Adinetidae
Source: the annotation of a GenBank genome assembly
AUGAAUUCAGCAAAACAACCAGCGAUUAUUUUAUAUAGACAAUUACUUCGUGAAUGUCAUAAAUUUUCACUUUAUAAUUAUCGUGAUUAUUUUCUCCGACGUGUACGUGAAGAAUUUCAUCAAAAUCGUAAUGUAAAAGAUUCGUCAAAGACAGCUGAAUUAUUAAAACGUGGCCAAGAAAAUCUUGAAAUAAUCCGAAGACAGGUUAUCAUUGGAAAUCUUUAUACACCUCACCAACGUUCAAUUUGUGAUAAUCAUGAACAUUCAUUUAUUGCUUCAAGAUAA